CACCCUUCAAAUUCAGCAUCUUCCCUACGGUACUCCGUAUUCGCUACCAUACCGCAUCGUCAUUCGGAAUCAUCAAUCAUGUCACGACUCAUCAUUACUCCCAGCGUGCUCUUUGCAUGGCUGAUGACCGUACUUGCGCUGAGCGCAACAGCGUCUGCUCAAAUGCAAGUCCCUCCCCACUACUCCGGCGAAGCCCAGAAGCUGGCCGAUCCAAACCACGGGCACAUUCCCGGCCAGUCGGACCACUACAGCAGCUACUGGGGUCUUGAGCGACCGUUCCCCGGCAACAUCACGGAUCCGAUCUUUCCGACCGAACAUGGGCCUCCGGGCGAGGACGACCAUGUCUGGCAGGACUUGCUCGCUGCCGAGUGGAUCAUCUUCGAGUUCUACCAGCAAGGCAUCGAGCGCUUUACCGACCAGGACUUCAUCAAGGUCGGCAUGCCUGCCCACACGCGUAGGCGUCUCAUGGAGAUACGCAACAACGAGGCUGGCCAUCUCCGCAUCUUCCAGAACCAGAUCUCGCCAACCUCUGUCAAACCUGGCCGGUGCAAAUAUGCCUUCCCCUUGAGCGACCCCCUUUCGUACCUCGCUUUCACGACCGUCAUUGAGAUCUCGAGCAUGGCAUUUCUGUCCGGCCUCCUCCAAGAGGCCAAAAACGUGCGGAACCAGGGCGCCAUGGCGGUGCUCUCCCAAACCGAGACCCGGCACGAGACCUGGCUGUUGAUGGACAUCUGGAAGGCGAAUCCCUUCGCCGGACCGUCGGAUACCGAGUUCCCGUACGCCGGCCAGAUCUUGGAAAGCACUCGCAGCCUCAUCGUCCCGGGAAGCUGCCCGCCAGAGAAUCCGGAAUAUCCGCAUAACCGCCAGAAUCUGCCCGCCAUUUUCGCGACGUACGACACCAAGACCGUGACCCCGGGGUCCACCAUUACGCUCAACUUUACCGAACCGGAUAACCAGCCCGCCUUUGACGCCAACACGCAGUAUUAUGCCGUCUUCGUUCACACCCUGCACAACAUUAGCGUCCCAAUUGACACCAAAGACUUCCCGCACAAGCCAAUUGCCGUCACCAUCCCAAAGGACUUUGAGACGAAGGGUGUGAUCAUGGCUCUGAUCGCCAACCAGCCAGGCGCUCCCACCAAAGAGUCCGUCGUGGCCGGUCCUGCGGCAGUUCUGGAACAGCCGGCGGAAGUGGGCGCGGCGUUGGUGAACGGGGGUGCAGCUCUGCGACAGUCAGCGGGACGGCCAGCCGGCGUGAGGGCGCGCCAGGCAAACGGGGGCCAAGCCGGGGCCAAGGCUCUGACAAGUUUUUCUCUUGUACUCGGCACACUUAGUGUUGUUACUCUUUCUUUCUGGUAGUAAAUAACAGGCGGAUUCUCUUUGCU
Messenger RNA from Parathielavia appendiculata, 1382 nucleotides. RefSeq lists its product as uncharacterized. Bases 79 to 1356 code for a protein of 425 amino acids. The record is from RefSeq and is a predicted model, not a curated record. The transcript has a single exon. Lineage: Eukaryota; Fungi; Ascomycota; Sordariomycetes; Sordariales; Chaetomiaceae.